AGCGGACGAUAACAACGGAACGGAUGAAUCGCUAAUGUAUCUUUGUUAUCGCAUUUAAUGAGCUACCUAGAUUGGGUCAACCAUAAUUAUUGUCGCAUUGUUCCCGUUUCGCCAAAUAUUCCACUUAUCGAGUAAACUGAGCUUUGACUCUGAAUUAUCAAUCGCCAUUUGGGUCAUUUUCUAAGUGUUUGUUUUCACAGCGCUAUCGCACGCUGCCGUCCUGUGUUUAUCUGUCAGGCGUCCAUCCAGAGCUCUGCUGCUUUCGCGCAAAUUAUUGCGGCAUUAUCGACCUUAUUGGGGACCUUUGGCUGGGGAGAAUUUAUCUGCGGUCCGUCACGUUACAGCCGGCUGCGACAGCAUGUGCACGGGAGCAAAGGGUGUCGGUUCAGGUCGCCUGUGUUUACUGCGAGAAUAACGAUAGCCGCUGUGUGGUUCAGUUGCUUAUCAACUGUCGUCGCGAGCGGUCGUGCGCGGGGAUGUCGAAUUGAAAUCUGGCGGGGAAUCUCCACUACUUGAUUCAAUAGACCAAUAAAAUUCGUCCGAAUUUCAGAGACCAUUCCAUGAUAUUUCGUCAAUCAUAUUUUAAAACUGCAUCAAGAUUUCGCGUGCAAGUGUGCUGAGGAACUGUAGUGUGUUGGACGGUGAUGUGAGUGCGGACUGUUCCCUGGAGAUGGAUACGAUGCUGAACGUGUGGUCGGUGGUCGAACACGCGCGUGUGGCGAGUGGCGCCGCCGAGCUGGCCAUCUUCACCGCCAUCCUCUACUGGUUCUUCACUUCCAGCCGCGUGGCAGACAUGCUGGAGGUGGUGGGCGAGCGGGUGGGCGGGUGGUGCGGCCGCGACCCCAGCUCGUCGCUGCGCCAGGCCGUGCGCGCCAAGAAGCGCCAGCACCAGGCCGACGUUUACGCCAGGCUGGACGCUGAGAAACAGGCUAGAAGCACAUCGCUGUACCGGGUGAAGGAUGGCCCGGUGGUGCCUCCGCCGCAGCCGCCGCAGCGCGCCACGGCCGGCCUCGCCUGCGCCCGCUGCGCCCCGCUGUCUAGGGAGUCAUGGCGCGACCCGCAAGGUGCGUCAGACAGCGGUGCCGUCAUCAACAUCCUGGACAUCGGGCGGCAGACGUAUGCCAACGGAGGCGUCGUGUCGCGCUGCCUGUGCGACGUGGCCCAGUGUGUCAACCUCACCAAGUAUGACUAUAAGGAUAUGGUGCCGGAGGUGGUGAAAGACGACAGGUUCCAGCAGGCCAUAGAGGAGACCACUCAGCAGGAGCUGCGCGACGGUGGCGCCCCCAAGGCGGGCAAGACGGCGGCAUAUGUCAGCGUGCGGCGGCGCGUGGAAGCUAGCGCCAUGAGGAUACUGGCCGAUAUUAGCUCGGCUAUGUCGAAUAAUGUGCUCAGAUUCGUAGCGUGGGCGUGCCACAAGGCGAUCCGGCGCGUGGCGGGCGGCGGCUGCGGCACUCGAGCCGCGUCCAUCGAGCGUCUGCGCCGCGCCAAGGCGGCCGGACUACCCCUCAUCUUCGUACCACUGCAUCGGAGCCAUUUUGACUAUAUACUGGUCACGUUCACGCUGUAUCUGACGGGUCUGAGGCCGCCGCUGGUCGCUGCGGGCGAUAACAUGAGGAUUCCGUUCUUUGGUUGGUUCCUUCGAGGGUGCGGUGCGUUCUACAUCCGACGAAGGAUCGACGGAUCCGAGUACCAUGGAGACCCCGUCUACAAGUCCGCACUCAGGGCAUACAUUCUGAACAGUCUGUCGGCUAAGAACAAUCUGGAGUUCUUCAUCGAAGGCGGUCGCACCAGGACGGGAAAACCUCAGCCUCCUAAAGCGGGCAUCCUCUCAGUCAUAAUGGACGCCUACCUCGACGGCACAAUCGACGACGCGCUCCUAGUCCCUGUCACUCUGAACUACGACAAGCUAGUCGACGGCAACUUCGCCAGGGAACAGCUGGGCAGAGCCAAACAGAUGGAGACGUUCUGGUCAGCUCUGAGAGGGAUAUGGAGGACGCUGCAUACUGACCAUGGGAGUAUAAGGGUGGACUUCUGCCAGCCUAGCUCGUUGAAGGAACUAGUGACCUCCUUCCAGAAGUACAACCACCUCAAAUCCCCCAUCUCACCUCCCCUCUCUCUCUCUCCCGCUAACAACAACGCGUCGCUCGCGACCCACCUGGACCGCCAGAUCCUGUUCAACCACAGCCACUCCAGUCUGUACGGGGCAGAUGUGAGCACGGAGCACAAGAUGAUGGUGGAGGCUAUUGCGAGGCAUCUUGUCUAUGACGCAGCAAAAGCGACAGCCCUAAUGAGCACAAACGUCGUAUCAUACGUCCUACUCACCGAGUUCCGUCGCGGCUGCUCCCUACAAGCGCUGGCGCAGCGCGUGACGUCACGCGCCGCCCGGCUGUGCGCCGCCGGCCGCGACCUCGGCUACAGCGGCGAGCCCGGCCACGUCGUCAGACACGCCCUGGACAUGCUGGGCACGAGCCUCGUCCUCGUGACGUCACGCGGCGCCGCCCCCCGCGCCUCCAUCCCCGCCGCGCUCGAGCUCGCGUACUACUGCAACACCGUGGUCGCGCACUACGCGCCGCCAGCCAUCGUCGCGACAGCUCUAGAAAGCAUCAUCAGGCAGCCGGGAGCGGACCCGGACGUCGUGCGACAUUCGACCCUAAUGCAAGCGUCGUUAGAGCUAUGCGUCAUUCUGAGCCAAGAGUUCAUACUGACAGCGCCCUGCCAGAGGACUGAGGAGCUUAUUACUGACACCAUAGGAGCUAUGAUUGCCGACGAGACUAUCAGCUCUAUUGAGCCGGCAGCAGGGCUACAGGAGCAGCAGUGGUCGCGGCGGCUCGCGCAGACGCUGGACUUCGACGAGGAAGAGGAGCGUGACCGCACAGACACCAUCAAGUAUAGGGUCAACCACACGCCGGAGGCUAUUGCUGAGAGACGCCGCCUAAUCCUGACGAUCCGGCCGCUCCUCGAAGCCUACUCCGCCACGUGCCGCUGCCUCGCGUCCGGCGUGCAGAAGGAGGUCGUCAAGAACACACUGGACUAUCUCACUGACGAGUACUCGCAUAAUAGGAUGGUUUACGGCGAAGCAGUAUCCACAGACGCGAUCCGCAACUGCAUGCGCGUGCUGAAGCAGUGGAACGUCAUCGACGUGUACUCCGAGGGACGCAACCGCCUCAUCCGGAUAUGUGCUCCCUACGACGACCCGCCCAGUCUGCAGGCGGUCUGCCAGAACGUAUACAAGUUCAACAUGGACACCCCACUGCUCGCCGAGACCGCGUAGGGUGACCACGAGACAGUGGAACUGAGGAAUCAUAAGUAUGGCUGUGGAUUAAACGCGCUACGUGACAAGUAUCCCAGUGAUAUAGACUAAAAGGAAUCGUUAUAAAAAUGUGAUUUAGUGUAAGGGUGGUGUUGUUCACACAAUAUUUGCUCCGAGUACAAUUCGUGCACUAAAAGAGGCAGGUUUUAUAAAUACCGUUCCAUUUUUUUUUGUUUUGUGAGUGUGUUUGUGUGUGUGCUGGUCUUAGGGGACAGCGUGAUCGUACGAGGUUACUCUAGAUUUAUUUUAUGAUAUUUUGGACAAAGUUUUAAGUUACUAUACCUACCAACGGUUGCAUUGUUAUAAGAAUGUUGUAAUCUUCAGUUUUUAAGAUCCUUUUAACGAUAUUCAAGUAAACACAUAAUUUACCACAAGCCUUUACGUACAAACCGCAUGUAACGGCUAAGAUUUUAUAAUAGGAAACAAUAAUAUCUGCCAAAAAGUGGAAUAUUUAGUGGGACUAUAAUAAUUUAAUGUUUAGUUGUGUGAAUGCGUUUGUUAUUCGCAGAUAUUGCUCAAAGAUUGGAGCCAAAAACUUUGAAUAAUAUAUAUUUUAAUUACGUAUAGUAUUUAUUUACAUUACUUAUAUUUCACUACUUCGAUCUUACAACACUAUUUACGUAAUGUUGUUUAAUAUUCACUUAUAUUUUCCAAUGAAGUAGUUUAUAAAUCUGUGUGUACUAUUAGCACAAUAUUAAGGUCCAAAAUUUGCAACCAAUAGUAAGUUUUAAAACGGCGCUAUCUAUAUUUUGUAUAUUACGGAACACGAUGGCAAAGUUAUUAAAUAUAAGUAUUGUUUGUUUUGUUUCAUAUUAUAUUAUGUAAAAAUAUGAUGUGAUCUCAAGAUUGGAACAAUGUAUCUGAUAUUUUUUCCUGUGCCUUAGAUUUGUGUGUGUGGCUGGCCUAUGCUGAUGACUGAUAGAUAGGCAGUUUGUGUAUGACUUCGUAAAGGUGCAAAUUGGUAUCUGGCGACAUGAGGUAACAUGAUGAUCUGUCCUAACGUCUACUGGUUUCUCUGUAUUUCUAUGGACCGAAGUACAUGUCGCUGUCCUAUCAGUUAGCACUUUUUUUGUAGACCUGCGGUGUUUCAUACACAAACAGCAUAUCUCCUUAGAAUAGAUUUUAAGUUUAAAACUGAUGUUAAUCAAAUAAAUGACUAUUCCCUAUCUAUACUCUCAAGCGAGUCUGUGUUGGUGCCGCGAUGACUCAAUAUUGGAUCGCGAAUAUAUUUAUAAGUGUAAUAGAAACAGCUCUUUUCUGUUAAAGGUUCAAGUUAAUACAUACACUCCUUUAACAGAGCAGAUAGUAGAUGUGGGUUAAGUAUAAGUAAGUGUAGCUAUGAGUGGUUCUAGGCAGCUGAAUAAUAUUCAGUGUUACUGUUAUAAACAUGUGCGUUAUACAAGACAAAAGUGUUAAGACAAAGGAACAUGUCAGUAAAUAAAUAUACCUACAUAUUUUGUACAA
Plutella xylostella (diamondback moth) is the source of this 4774-nucleotide messenger RNA. It is a transcript of the gene mino, whose product is annotated as glycerol-3-phosphate acyltransferase mino. Gene Ontology annotation, molecular function: glycerol-3-phosphate O-acyltransferase activity. The record is from RefSeq and is a predicted model, not a curated record. Gene Ontology annotation, cellular component: mitochondrial membrane. NCBI's taxonomy places the organism in Eukaryota, Metazoa, Arthropoda, Insecta, Lepidoptera, Plutellidae. Gene Ontology annotation, biological process: triglyceride biosynthetic process; phospholipid biosynthetic process; fatty acid metabolic process.